AUGCUUGACGCCGUUCCAGUUGAGCAAUUCUUCGACCGUCUCAAGGAACAAUACGAGACUUUGAAACUCAUCAUCGGAAGGUGCCGGAUUACAAUCGAGGCAGAAAAGGUGCCAGAGCAUGGCGGAAGAAUCACAAAGGAAGAGGUAACUGAACAGACAGAGGAAUGGGAAACUGAUCUGGAUGUCCAGUACGCGAGGCAGAUCUAUCGAGACCAUGGAUGGCCUGGUUCUUCCGAUAUGGAGACAGCAUCCGAGGCCAUUGACAAGUGGCUGGAACCCUUGGGAGGAGGUGAAGGGCCAAGGGGGCUUGCGUGGCAGCGAAGUCCUUCCGACUGGGACGAAACUCGGUGGACAUAG
Molecule: messenger RNA, 357 nt
Organism: Fusarium proliferatum ET1
Lineage: Eukaryota; Fungi; Ascomycota; Sordariomycetes; Hypocreales; Nectriaceae
Exons: 1
Coding region: 1-357 (118 amino acids)
Source: RefSeq, a predicted model, not a curated record